Molecule: messenger RNA, 2147 nt
Organism: Sardina pilchardus (European sardine)
Lineage: Eukaryota; Metazoa; Chordata; Actinopteri; Clupeiformes; Clupeidae
Product: riboflavin transporter 2-like
Exons: 4
Coding region: 207-1634 (475 amino acids)
Biological process (GO): riboflavin transport
Cellular component (GO): plasma membrane
Molecular function (GO): riboflavin transmembrane transporter activity
Source: RefSeq, a predicted model, not a curated record
CCCUAGUCUUAGAUAACACGUGGGCCGAGGGAUGUUUUCAUGGGUGGCUAGGGGAAAUACACCCACCUAACCCUGAAAAUAAAAGCCCCUGUUGUCCCCCUCUGGACAAAUCACUGCAUGGUGCUUUAGAAGACUCAUCUAGAAGGAGACUCUGGUCGUUGGUGCAUCUGAAAUACCUUGUUUGUGUCUGUGGCCUAUAGACCACCAUGUCUGUCCUAACACAUGUGCUGGUCUGCCUGUUUGGCCUGGGUUCCUGGGUGACCAUCUGUGGCCUGUGGGUGGAGUUGCCCGUCAUCGUGCCCCAGAUCCCCGAGGGCUGGUACCUGCCCUCCUACCUGUCGGCGCUGAUCCAGCUGGCCAACGUGGGUCCGCUGUGCGUGACCCUGGCCCACCGCCUGUGCCCCGGCCGGCUGAACGAGUCGGCCCUCAUCUACGCCAUCGUGAGCCUGGCCACCGUGGCCACCUUCCUGCUGGCCUUCUUCUGGCGCGAGACGGCGGAGGUGGCCGGGGCGCCGCGCAGCGUGGCGCUGUUCGCGCUCACCUUCCUGGUGUCGGCGGUCGACUGCACCUCCUCGGUCACCUUCCUGCCCUUCAUGAACCGCCUGCCGCCCGCCUACCUCACCAGCUACUUCGUGGGCGAGGGCCUGAGCGGCCUCCUGCCCGCCCUGGUGGCGCUGGCGCAGGGGGUGGGCGUCAUGCGCUGCGUGAACGCAACCGCCGCGGUGAGACACGCCAGCGAGCCGGCGGGCAACGCCAGCACGCAAGCAGGGGUCAUCCUCCGCUCUGUGAACGUAACGACGCAAUUGGACUCUUCGUGGUUUUCCAACGCCAGCGCGGCGAUCGACGCGGCGGGCGCAGGCGGUCUGGUGCCGCACUACCAGCCGGCGAACUUCUCGGCCCAGGCCUUCUUCUUCUUCCUCACCGCCAUGAUGCUGGUGUGUCUGGGCUCCUUCCUGCUCCUCAACUGCCUGCCCUGUGUGCCCUGCGAGCCGCCGGCCUCCGUCAGGAAGGAGAGCAGGAAGCCCAAAGGCAACAGGGCCGAGCAGAAGUACACCAUCGCGUCGUCGGCCGGCUCCAAGCUCCGGCGUAGCCCCUUCGGGUCGGGUCGCUACAGCUGGCCAGAGGUCAUCUACAUCUUCGGCGUCUUGGCUUGGGCCAAUGCCUUGACCAACUCUGUGCUCCCGUCGGUGCAGUCCUACUCCUGUCUGCCGUAUGGCAACGUGGCCUACCACUGGUCUGCCACCAUGGCUGCCGUGGCCAACCCAGUCGCUUGUUUCAUUGCCAUGUUCUUUCCCAGAAGGUCUCUCUUCCUCAUGGGGAUACUCACAGUCACUGGGACAGCCGUUGGUGCUUAUAUCAUGGGCAUGGCUGUGAUGAGCCCCUGUCCUCUCCUGGUUGAUGAUAUAGCAGGGAGUGUCAUCAUUGUGGGAGCCUGGGUCCUCUUUGUCCUCACCCUGUCCUAUGUGAAGGUGAUCAUUGGACUGAUCUUGCGUGAUGAGGGUCACAGCGCCCUCGUGUGGUGCGGUGCAGUGGUGCAGUUUGGCUCCAUGGUUGGGGCUCUCACAAUGUUCCCACUGGUAAACGUAUAUAGUCUCUUCAAAUCUGGUGACCCAUGUAAUACCUGGUGUCUGUAAAUGUGCUGUAGGCUAGUCAAAUCACUGAAUGAUCAGUGAUAUUUUUACAUCACAGUCUCAUCACCUCUCUAGUCUUGCAGCUAGUAUGUAUAGGCCUAUCUAUGGCAUAUGACAGAUUACAUUUACCUCUGAUUUCUUGUCCUGCCUAUUUGAUAUACACUCUUAACAUGUCUACAAUACAUUUUUAGCAUCAUGAAAAAAAUGUAUUGGAUUAUAAUGAGCGUACAUUUUCAUGGGGACCAAAUGUAUGAGGAGGUAAUUCUGAGUAAAUCAUUUACAACGAAAUAAUAGCACAUAACGUGUUGCUGUGUCAACGUGGUUUGCUUUUGUUUUAUGCCACUAAGCAUAAAGAAAUCACUUCUACAAUGGAGUGGGUCCCUGCAGAUAUACUGUAAAAAAAGGACAUUUGCAACAUCAGCAACUAGGCAGAAACGUAUCUCAAUAAUCAUCAUUAACAUCUAUUCGAUGGCUGUUAUGACUUUAUUCAACAGUUAUGCAAAAUGUCAGCUACAC